UGUGUUUUUUGCCAUAUAAGAAGCUUGGGUUUUUGUUCUCUUGGCCUGGCAUUUAAUGCUCUUGAUUAUUGCUUUGGAAGAAGCAAUAUUUAUGGUUUUUGGGCUUUUCUUGAAGGCCUCGAAUCAAGUUCGUCUGCUGUCGUCUGUUUUUCUUGGAGAGUUUCCUUAAGUCAACUUAGAGGCUGGCCCUUGCCCAUGUGUUGAUUUGAAUGUUUUGUUGUCUUUCUGAAGGAAACUAUAUGCUCUUGCAUCUACUUGUAUUGAUUGAUGGAGACUUGUUAGUAGUUGACUGAGGAAGUUGGAUUCUUCGGGUGCUUUUUGAAGCUGUGGUCGAAAGAAGAAGAGGAGCAAGAAAAAGGAGGCGGCUUAUAAGUGAGAAGAUUGUGAUGAAUAUGAACAUGGAAGAAAUGAAAGAGAUUGAGAGGGUUGGGGGAGAGGGCAUGGAAGAAGUUAGAGAUGAGCCAGAGGAUAUCAAGAGGAUUGCUCCAUGGACUAAACAGAUUACAGUUAGGGGAAUUGUUGCUAGCAUAGCAAUUGGAAUCAUAUACAGUGUUAUAGUCAUGAAGCUGAAUCUCACCACUGGUCUAGUCCCAAAUCUCAAUGUCUCUGCUGCUCUUCUUGCAUUUGUGUUCCUCAGAACAUGGAGUGGUUUUGGAUCUUAUCUACUGGGUUUGAAUAGGAAGACAUAUGAGCAAGCUGGGGUUGAUACAGAGGGGAAUACUCCUGGGAGCACUGGGGAACCUGGGAUUGGUUGGAUGACUGGUUUCCUUUUUGUAAGCAGCUUUGUUGGGCUACUUGCUCUAGUUCCUCUGCGAAAGUACAAACAAGAUAUCAAGUGGAUUUGACAUUAAAACAACACUAGAGGGGCAGGUUCAUGGUAUUAGAUUCCCUCUAGUUUUUUUUUUAUUCCAUGUAUGUAAAAGGUCAAGCAUGCAAUGGUUUGUGUUAAUUAUAAAAUCAUUUAUGUUUUCCA
This is a messenger RNA of Populus trichocarpa (black cottonwood), 973 nucleotides long. RefSeq names its product metal-nicotianamine transporter YSL3. Gene Ontology annotation, biological process: response to iron ion; seed development. NCBI's taxonomy places the organism in Eukaryota, Viridiplantae, Streptophyta, Magnoliopsida, Malpighiales, Salicaceae. The coding region runs from base 387 to 845 and encodes 152 amino acids. Gene Ontology annotation, cellular component: plasma membrane. The record is from RefSeq and is a predicted model, not a curated record. Gene Ontology annotation, molecular function: oligopeptide transmembrane transporter activity; iron-nicotianamine transmembrane transporter activity. The transcript is spliced from 4 exons.